ACGUACACUGUAAUCCUAAAUAGUUCGAAACAUCGUGAUCAAAGUUGAAUGAAAGUUAGUUUGAAAACCAAUCGAAAUUUCGACAGGUUUAAAUCUGUUUUUGUCUUAAAUCAAAAUGACUGAAACGUCCGGUAGUAAACUUUCUUAUUACCGUUGUGUAAAUGACACCUUGCGAUGCGUACGGCUACGUAAGUACGUGGGAAGAGCCAACCGUAUACAUGUAUGCAUGUAUAGCGCAUGUAUUCACGCAUUUCGUAAACAAACAAAAUCGUUGAAUUGACCGAUAAAAUGUCAGUUUAUAGUGUAACUUUGAAUUUCUUCAACGAAGAAUUUGAAAACAGAUGCAAGUUAUUUAUCGAAAACCGCGAUACUAUCUAAUCGAAAUACGGCUUGCUAAGUCACAAACUUACGUUACUACUUAUACAUGCGUACGAUAUAUUUAGAUGGUGUAACCCUUUAGUAUCAUGUGACACGUACGAUAUAUCGUCGUAAGAAAAGCGAGAUUUAUCUAUAGCAAGUUUCGUCACUGGAAAAAAAAUAUAUGUAUGUACUUACGUAUAUAUCUGUAUACAUGUUGUGCUAAUAUUUAGUAUAUUAUAAAGUCAUGAUACUAAUGGUGUAUCUGUAGUAAAUUGUAAAGAAAAUUUACCCACUGGCUUGUCGGAAAUAUGCGGUUAGAAGAAAUGCCAUUACGUUUAAGCUCGGACGAGCGGGAUUUUGAAAUGGACGAAGAAACCGACUAUCUUCUUCAACCUUCCGAAGAUAGUAUAAGAUUAUUGACGUCGAGAAGACGACGAAUUAACGAUUGUUCCAUAUUCCUCAAAAAUUUUUUUUGCGGAUGUUGUACCUGGAUGUUAAGAAGAUGUUGUAGAGAACGUGAGUUAAGAGCUAGAGUUAUUCACAUUGGUCAGCCUAUGCAUGAAAAGUUUCCUACUAAUGUCAUAAGGAAUCAAAAAUAUAAUGUUGUUACAUUUUUGCCUUUGGUUCUCUUCCAACAAUUUAAAUUUUUCUUAAAUCUAUACUUUUUGCUUAUGGCUAUAUCUCAGUUCAUACCAGAUAUAAGAAUAGGGUACCUAUAUACUUAUUGGGGACCUUUAUGUUUCGUGUUAACUGUUACAAUUUGUCGGGAAGCAAUUGAUGAUUUCAGACGAUACAAGAGAGACAAAGAAGUGAAUGCCCAGAAAUAUUACAGAUUAGUGAAAGGUUUUGAUACCCCAGAACUAAUACCAAGUUCUAAAUUGCGCGUGGGUGAUUUGGUAAUUGUGGAGAAAGGUCAGAGAGUUCCAGCUGAUUUGGUUUUAUUACGAACGACUGAGAAAUCUGGCGCGUGCUUUGUAAGAACAGAUCAGUUGGAUGGAGAAACGGAUUGGAAACUGCGACUAGCUGUACCUGCUACACAAAAAUUGGAGAAUAAUUCUCAAUUGUUCGAUAUAAAAGCUAGUAUAUAUGUGGAAAAGCCCCAAAAGGAUAUUCACAGCUUUAUCGGAACAUUUACGAGGUACGAUGGAUACAGUAGCGAAGAAAGUUUAGGCGUUGAUAAUACAUUAUGGGCAAACACAGCUGUUGCGUCGGGUUCGGCGCUCGGUAUCGUUGUAUACACAGGACAAGAGACUAGAUCUCUCAUGAAUCAUUCUGCGCCACGAUCAAAAGUUGGUUUAUUAGAUCAAGAGAUAAAUCAGUUGACAAAGGUCUUAUUUUGUGCUGUAAUUGGAUUAGCAUUAGUAAUGAUGUCUUUGAAAGGAUUUAACGGGCCAUGGUAUCGUUAUAUGUUUCGUUUCGUUUUAUUGUUCUCCUAUAUAAUCCCCAUCAGUUUAAGAGUGAAUUUGGAUAUGGGGAAAGCUUUUUACGCGUGGUGUAUACAAAGAGACAAGGAAAUUUCUGGAACGGUUGUAAGAACCACUACCAUCCCGGAGGAACUUGGUCGCAUUUCCUAUCUAUUAAGCGACAAGACGGGCACAUUAACACAGAAUAAAAUGGUUUUCAAGAAGUUGCAUUUAGGCAUGAUAUCUUACGGUCAAGAAACGUUCGACGAAGUUAUGAAUGUACUAAAAACCUAUUACUCUUCUACGUCUGAAACAUCACCGGUAAAGCCGUCGAUAUCUGCGCACAGUGGAAAAGUAAGAAGAUCCGAAAGUACAAGGAUAUACGAUGCAGUGCACGCUUUAGCAUUGUGCCACAAUGUAACACCGGUUUAUGACGAAGUAAAUAAAGCAACUAAUUUGGACACAGUAAGCGUCCAAACAGGAGAAACAGGAGAUUCUGGUUCUAUUCAAAGUCAAACAGAAGCGGAUCAGCAUUAUUAUUUGCCAGAACAGAAACGCAAUUACCAGGCUUCCAGUCCGGACGAAGUGGCAUUGGUUAAAUGGACAGAAGAAAUGGGAUUGGCAUUAGUGAAACGGGAUUUAAAUUUUAUGCAGCUGAAAGCUCCAAAUGGAAAAAUUUUAAACUAUACGAUUUUACAAAUAUUUCCAUUCACAUCGGAGACCAAACGAAUGGGGAUAAUAGUAAAAGAAGAGUCUAGUUCUGAAAUAAUAUUUUAUCUGAAAGGGGCGGACGUAGUGAUGUCCGGUAUAGUUCAGUAUAAUGAUUGGCUUGAAGAAGAGUGCGGCAACAUGGCACGUGAAGGUUUAAGAACGUUAGUUGUUGCAAAGAAGAAUCUAACGGAAGAACAGUAUCUUGACUUUGAAGCAAGAUACAAUGCGGCCAGAAUGAGUGUCAGUGAUCGUGUCUCAAGAGUCGUGGCGGUUAUUGAAAGUUUAGAAAGGGAAAUGGAGUUACUGUGCGUGACCGGUGUUGAAGAUAGAUUACAGGAUAGAGUAAGGCCAACGUUGGAAUUAUUAAGAAAUGCUGGAAUUAAGAUAUGGAUGUUAACGGGUGAUAAACUGGAAACCGCUACUUGCAUAGCAAAAUCUUCACGUUUGGUUUCACGAACGCAAGGUCUUCACGUUUUUAAAUCAGUGGUAACUCGCACAGAUGCACAUUUAGAAUUAAACACAUUUCGUAAAAAACAAGACUGUGCCUUAGUUAUCAGCGGAGAUUCUUUGGAGGUUUGCUUGCAAUAUUAUGAACAAGAAUUUUUGGAAUUGGCCUGCGGUUCACCUGCUGUUGUCUGCUGUCGAUGUUCACCCACUCAGAAGGCCGAAGUCGUCAGUCUUAUUCAAAGACAUACAGGAAAAAGAACCGCAGCUGUCGGAGAUGGUGGUAACGAUGUAUCUAUGAUACAAGCAGCAGAUGCUGGUAUAGGUCUGGAAGGUCUUGAAGGGAGACAGGCUUCUUUAGCGGCAGAUUUUUCUAUUUCUCAGUUUAGCCAUUUGGCUAAUCUCCUGUUGGUUCAUGGACGAAGAAGUUACAAACGGUCUGCCGCUUUAAGUCAGUUCGUUAUUCAUAGAGGUUUAAUUAUCUCAACCAUGCAAGCUGUAUUCUCUGCAGUUUUUUAUUUGUCUUCGGUAUCCUUGUAUCAGGGAUUUUUAAUGGUUGGUUAUGGAACGAUAUAUACAAUGUUUCCCGUAUUUUCUUUGGUGUUAGACAAAGAUGUAUCGGGAAAAAUAGCACUUACUUAUCCGGAACUUUAUAAAGAACUUAGUAAAGGUCGAUCGUUGUCUUACAAGACGUUUUUCAUGUGGAUUUUAAUAAGCAUAUAUCAAGGUGGUGUUAUAAUGUACGGGGCCCUUAUAAUGUUUGAAGAUGAAUUCAUUCAUAUAGUGGCAAUUAGUUUCACCGCACUUGUUUUAACGGAAUUAAUUAUGGUAGCCUUGACGAUCAGAACAUGGCAUCAUAUUAUGAUACUUGCAGAAAUUUUUUCAUUGGCACUAUAUCUGUUAUCUUUGGUCGUUCUUAAGGAUUAUUUCGAUGCCGAGUUUAUCAAGACAACGGACUUUUUGUGGAAAGUAUUGUUAAUAACUUUAAUUUCUUGCAUGCCAUUGUAUAUUUUAAAAUUCUUGCGAAAAAAGUUUUCACCUCCUAGUUACACCAAAUUAUCUUAAGCUUCAUACACAGCUAUCUCAUUUGGUACAUACAAUUAACAAUCGUACAAAGAAUUGAAAGCUCUACUUUUGUUGAAGUGAUAAAAAAAAAAGAUUUAUUUGCAAAGUUACUAUUAUUAAUUUGAGUUUUGUACUCGGUACAAAGACAAACUUCCAAUUUAUAAACAUUAUUAAAUUUUUUGUUCCUGAAAACAUUUAGCAUUUCAUUCGGACCAUUGUGAUGAAUGAAGGCAAAACUUAUUUUUCUUCAAAUUAAUAAUAAAUUCCGUUGUUCCGUUAACAUAUGAUGCAACAUACUGUAAACAUUUUCCCUUAUUUAUUCAGAUUAUAAAUUAAACUGUAUUCAAAUUUUAUUAAUUGUAAGUAGGGAUUUUAAAACGAGCACCUUCAGUAUACUAUUAAUAUUAUUUGUGUUUAUUUAUUAAAACAACAAGCUUCUCUCAUUCUUAUGUGUUCACACAGCAUAGCAUUUUAUUCAAUCUCACCUAAUGCUUAUCGUAUACAUUCAAUCAUGUUAUUUACAGUAUUUUGUAUGUUAAGUUUGUAGUUCACGGAUGCUUGACUAAUUAAAAGUACGUGAUGCUUUAUUUGACAGUUUCUAGUGUAUAUAAUGGAUGUGAGCAAACGUCCAAAGUUAAAUUUUAAUUUUUGUAAAUUAGGCGCGACAUUUUUCAUUUUCUAUCAUUUUUCUCUAAUAAAAUAUUUUUACUUUA
Messenger RNA from Osmia lignaria (orchard mason bee), 4696 nucleotides. Its product is annotated as putative phospholipid-transporting ATPase IIB. Gene Ontology annotation, cellular component: plasma membrane; endosome; trans-Golgi network. The record is from RefSeq and is a predicted model, not a curated record. Gene Ontology annotation, molecular function: ATP hydrolysis activity; ATP binding; ATPase-coupled intramembrane lipid carrier activity. Lineage: Eukaryota; Metazoa; Arthropoda; Insecta; Hymenoptera; Megachilidae. Gene Ontology annotation, biological process: phospholipid translocation; endocytosis; retrograde vesicle-mediated transport, Golgi to endoplasmic reticulum.